AUGCCGUUGAUCGUAGUGUCGGGCCUCCCGACGUCUGGCAAAACGCACCGCGCGAAGCAGUUGCAAGCCCACCUCGCCUCCCGCAUCGCGGCUGCGGCCGCCUCCUCCUCGACGCCGGCUGAGGGCGGCAAGCAGCCACCGUACAGGCUCCACUACAUCUCGGACUCGACCCUCUCGAUCCCGCGCGACGUCUAUGACCUCGACCCGCAAAAGGUGCGCGCGCACACGCGGUCGGCCAACGCCUCGGAGAAGGACGCCCGCGCCGCCGUCUACGGCGCCGUGAAGCGCGUGCUCUCGGACCGGGACAUUGUCAUCCUGGACGGGCUCAACUACAUCAAGGGGUGGCGGUACCAGCUGCACUGCGAGGCCAAGGCCGUGAAGACGCCGAGCGUGGUGCUCCAGAUCGGGUGCGGAGUGGAUAGGGCGAGGGGCAUCAACGAGGAGAGGUUGAGGAAGAGGAGGAGAAGAAGAAGAAGCGAGGGCGAGGGUGCCCCUACGGCAACGGCAGCGGCGACGGCAAUGACAACAACAACAGCGCCGGCGAUUACGACUACGACUACGACCACGGGGACGGCGGAGGACCCCGCCACGAACGACAGGACAACGACAGACGCCGGCGGUGGGGAGGAGGAGGAGGAGCCUUACGAGCCGGACAACUGGGAAAACCUCGUGCUUCGGUACGAGGAGCCGAACCCGAUGACGCGCUGGGACAGCCCGCUAUUCACGCUCAUCUGGGACGACGACGCCGCGCAGGCGGCCCGGGUCUUUAACGACGUCUGGGACGCCAUCGCGGGGACCGGGCGCAAGGCCGUCAAGCCCAACCAGGCGACCGUCCAGCGCAGCCGCGACGCCGGCGGCGACUACCUGUACGUGCUCGACCGUGAGACGCAGGACGUCGUCCGGCGCGUGCUCGAGGCGCAGGGCGAGGGCGGGGAGGAUGGCGGGGAGGUCACGGUCCCGCGCGGGGCCGCGGGGGCGGGAGCGGGAGCGGGAGCGGGGACGGACGAGGGCCUGGUCGUGAGGCUCCCCGGACGUAAGGUCGGGCUGCCGCAGCUGCAGAGGCUGAGGAGGGCCUUUGUCGGCCUGAACCGCGGGGGCAUCGGGCUCGAGGGGGUCGGGAGCUUCAGCGUGGAGAGGAUGAGGGAGAGUUUCGUUGGGUACCUGAACGAUUCGUUCGACCAGGAGGGCUGA
Colletotrichum graminicola M1.001 is the source of this 1191-nucleotide messenger RNA. RefSeq names its product chromatin associated protein KTI12. NCBI's taxonomy places the organism in Eukaryota, Fungi, Ascomycota, Sordariomycetes, Glomerellales, Glomerellaceae. The record is from RefSeq and is a predicted model, not a curated record. The transcript is spliced from 2 exons. Bases 1 to 1191 code for a protein of 396 amino acids.